AUUUACUCCAGAGUCGGUCGAAGGUAGGAAAGAGUAGUGUCCCGAACCGAAGGAACGAAGCGACCGAUUACAUAGCCAAGAUUACAUUGGUGAUUCCGGUAACGUUCCGUCCCACGAGUCUCCGUCCCGCAUCGGUCGACUACCGACUCCGUUACUCCCAAUGGACGUUUCCGACGAUCGCGUGACGGCGGAAUCGUACGGGGCGUUGGAUACCACGCAGGUUACCAACGAAUGCUGGCUCAUCCGUAUUCCCCAAAAACUGGCGGAAGUUUGGAAUACUGUUCCGGAAGGAACCGCAUUGGGGGAAUUGGAAUUCACCAAAGGCGGGACCGUCACGGAAGCGGGGGGACGGACGGUAACGAUCAAACCGUCGCUCUCGGUGCACGUGGACGCCCACAGUGUGGCGCAACCACCAAUACCGUCCACCGGUACCACGGAUCCAUCGACCACAACGUCGUUGCCCACGUCUAUUCCACUCCGCUACAGUUUACAAGCCAUGACGAAAAAAAUUCCCAAUCUUCACCCCUUUACGCGCAAUCCACAGAACGGGUCCGUCGAACUGUUGGGGACCGUCAGUCGCACGGCCAACCUACAAGUCGAACAGCAAGACAAGGAUUACCGCCAGCAACUGAAAGAUCGACUGAUGGCUACCAGUAUCAACGCCAACCGCUUCGUGAAACCCGUCGAAGCCACCGAAUCGGUCAUUGCCAAGCAGCAGCGCUCCAACGUGGCCACCAACGACCAGUCGGCAACGUCCAAGAAAGGAUUCGGGAACGCCGUGUAUCAGUACGGCAAGCGCAUGCUGGAAGCAACGAGCGAGACUGCCGCCGCGACGCAAGGGGGUCCCGCCAAAAAGAUCCGACAGUUUGCCCCCGAUCAAGCCGUCCGGUCGGUGGUUUUUGAACUCUUUGGGCAACAACGGUACUGGACCGUCAAAGACCUCAAAGCCGCCGCCGUCGCGGGUGGCGCCACCGAUAUGGGCUCGCGCAAGGCGGAAACCGAUUUGCGGGAACUUCUACGGGAUAUUGGUGACUAUCACCGAUCGGGAGAUCACAAGAACAUGUGGGAGUUACGGAGCGAGUUUCAGCAACAAAAAUAAUGGGACGCCUCAUACCCUAUUCAUGUAUAUGCGAAACGUUUCGUGUCGCUUUUUGAAGUUUACGAUUGCUCUCGGUAUUCCUAUAUAUUGCGCCGUCUAUAAAAGUCUAGUAGGCCUAAGGAUCUGCUCCGGGUGGACCAUUGGCCACCUUCGUUUCCUGAGUCAUUGUUGUGUCU
Phaeodactylum tricornutum CCAP 1055/1 is the source of this 1275-nucleotide messenger RNA. RefSeq lists its product with no specific name. NCBI's taxonomy places the organism in Eukaryota, Bacillariophyta, Bacillariophyceae, Surirellales, Neidiaceae. Gene Ontology annotation, biological process: transcription by RNA polymerase II; transcription initiation at RNA polymerase II promoter. The transcript has a single exon. The coding region runs from base 161 to 1099 and encodes 312 amino acids. The record is from RefSeq and is a predicted model, not a curated record. Gene Ontology annotation, cellular component: transcription factor TFIIF complex.